Messenger RNA from Sorghum bicolor (sorghum), 2175 nucleotides. RefSeq names its product NAC domain-containing protein 92. The record is from RefSeq and is a predicted model, not a curated record. Gene Ontology annotation, molecular function: DNA binding. Gene Ontology annotation, biological process: regulation of DNA-templated transcription. The transcript has 2 exons. Bases 888 to 1799 code for a protein of 303 amino acids. NCBI's taxonomy places the organism in Eukaryota, Viridiplantae, Streptophyta, Magnoliopsida, Poales, Poaceae.
GGCGCGCGGCGACAGCGACGUCAAUCAAGGACCAACAGUGCGCCUCAUCGAUCUCUCCCUCUCUCUCCGCCGUAUAUAGCUGUAGACCGAUAUGAUGGAACCAUGUAGCAGCUUAGCUCUCGCCGCCGACCCCGGCGGGGGUCGCCGAUCGUCGUCUUCUCCCUUAUUAGCUUCUCAUCCUGCUCCUGCAUCGUACGUACACAUCGGUCGAUCACUCGAGAUCCGAUAGAUCACACCGACGGCGUACGUCGGCCGAGCUAGCUAUAGGUAGCCAUAGGUACCAAGCUAUUGAUAGCCAGCCUCACGCCCGGCCUCCUCUCUACUAGCUUCUCCGUCCUCAAUCUCGGCCCCGGCCCCGGCCCGGUAGUACUAGACUAGUACCAGCACCACCCUCCGAUCUCCGUCGUCCGGCCCUUUGUUGUUGCUUGCUUCCCUACACUUCUUGUUUAAUUCCAUUCUCUAUAUAUCUAUGAAUCUAUAUACAUAUAAUGAUUAAAUAGUCCUGGCACCAAGCUAUAUAUAUACUCCCAUCCUUCCUACCAGCCAGAGGCCACACAAACUCAUCCGGCUACAGCAAGCAACAUCAACCAUAUAGCAGUAGUAGUAGAUGUGUGCAGUGCAGCCAAUUCCUUCUUACUCCUCGAUCUCAUCUGUCCCCUCUCUCUCUCAUCACUCCCCCCUUCUUCUCUUCUUCAGAUCAACGUGCUGCAGCCUGCAUAUAUAGGUUCAUUUGUCUCAUCCAUAUAGUUCGUCGUUCUUCGAGCUCCAAUAUACAGAUUGCAUACAAAAUUAAGUUAGGAGGAGAAGGAAUUGAAGAUACACAUAUAUAUAGGUAGCUAGACAGGAAAUAAGGCAGCAGGUAGUAGUAGCUGGAGCAGGAGAUAGCCAUGGGGCUGAGGGACAUCGAGCUGACGCUGCCGCCGGGGUUCCGGUUCUACCCCAGCGACGAGGAGCUGGUGUGCCACUACCUGCACGGCAAGGUGGCCAACGAGCGGCUCGCCGGCGCCGGUGCAGCCAUGGUGGAGGUGGAUCUGCACACCCACGAGCCGUGGGAACUCCCUGACGUUGCGAAGCUGAGCACGAACGAGUGGUACUUCUUCAGCUUCCGCGACCGCAAGUACGCGACGGGGCUGCGCACCAACCGCGCCACCAAGUCCGGCUACUGGAAGGCCACCGGUAAGGACCGCGUCAUCCACAACCCCAGGGCCGGCGGCCACCACCACCACCGCGCCAUCGUCGGCAUGCGCAAGACCCUCGUCUUCUACCGCGGCCGCGCACCCAACGGCAUCAAGACCAGCUGGGUGAUGCAUGAAUUCCGGAUGGAGAAUCCCCACACCCCGCCCAAGGAGGACUGGGUUCUGUGCAGGGUUUUCUAUAAGAAGAAGGCCGACGCCAUGGACUACGCCAUGGCCGACAGCGAGCAGGACGUCGGCAUGCAUAUGCCUCGCGGCGGCGCUGACUCGAGCAGCUAUUCGCCUCCUCCGUUCCCCGCGCUCGGCGGCAGCCACUUCCACCACCAUCAUCUGACACCGCUGACAGACCACCACGGCGGCGGCUGCCUGAACAACGAAUUCCCCGGCAUGGCGGCGCUGCUGCAGCACAACAACGGCAUGUUCGACCCUCACGUCGUCCAGCCUCACCUUCACGACAGUGUCGUCCUUGCUGGGCCGCCGGCUGCUGCAGCGGCGGCGGGGUCAACAAGGGACGGCGGCGAGCAGUGUGGCAGCGGGGUGCUCAUGGACCUAGGACUCGACGAGCACUACACCUACAACAGCUACAACAGCCUGCUGCAGAUGUGAAAGUAUAUAUGGAUAUAUCAGUGUGCUGCAAGCUAGCUAGCUGGCUGCGUUACGUUGCUAAUGACCAUGCAGCUUCGAUCUCGUCAUCUGAUUUUAUUAUUCAUCGUUCGUGAUCUCUCUGUGCAGAUCGAUUCUCUGUUUGUGCAUGUGUGCUGCACUCGUACGUGUAGUUAAUCUACAUAUCAGUAGUGCUGUCAAUUGUAGUGUUUGAUUUAAAUUGCUGGAUUGAUCGAUCAUUAUAGGCCGUGGUUGAGGGUGCUGUGACUAAUGUACAUACAUAUAUUUGUUUGUGGAUCAGUUUCAGUUGCUGGGAAAGGUUGGAACCUUUUUGUUGUUGUUUUUACAUAUCAGUAAGUAUAUGUUAUUGCCCUGUAAA